Molecule: messenger RNA, 1469 nt
Organism: Triticum aestivum (bread wheat)
Lineage: Eukaryota; Viridiplantae; Streptophyta; Magnoliopsida; Poales; Poaceae
Product: protein SGT1 homolog
Molecular function (GO): protein-folding chaperone binding
Source: RefSeq, a predicted model, not a curated record
GCUCAAUCCAAUCCAAUCAGUCCGUUGCUUGGAUCCAUCCAUCCCCUCCCCACCAAAUACCGUCGAUCUCUAUUCACCUCUCCCAAAGUCUUCGUCUGGUCUUCUCCACCUCGACGCAGACAUGGCCGCCGCCGCCGCGUCGGAUCUGGAGAGCAAGGCCAAGGAGGCCUUCGUCGACGACGACUUCGAGCUGGCCGCCGAGCUCUACACCCAGGAGGCUGUAGCUGAUGCCAACAAAGCAAUUGAACUUGAUCCUUCGAUGCAUAAAGCAUACCUUCGGAAGGGCUCUGCUUGCAUCAAGCUGGAGGAAUACCAAACUGCAAAGGCUGCUCUUGAAGUGGGUUCUUCUUAUGCAUCUGGUGACUCGAGGUUUACUCGUCUGAUGAAGGAGUGUGAUGAUCGUAUUGCUGAGGAGGCUAGCCAGGUGCCAGUAAAGAAUGCCGCUGCGGCUGUUGCUUCAGCUACAUCUUCGGGGGCAUCUUCCGGGGCUACAACUGUGGCUACUGAAGCUGAGGACCAGGAUGGCGCAAAUAUGGAGAAUGCACAGCCAACGAUAGAAGUGCCAAGCAAGCCCAAAUACAGGCAUGACUACUACAAUACUCCUACAGAAGUGGUACUGACUAUAUUUGCUAAGGGUGUUCCAGCUGACAGCGUGGUUGUUGACUUUGGUGAACAGAUGCUGAGUGUCUCAAUUGAACUUCCCGGUGAGGAACCAUACCAUUUUCAGCCUCGUCUGUUUUCAAAGAUCGUCCCAGAUAAGUGCAAGUAUACUGUGUUGUCUACAAAGGUUGAAAUGCGCCUUGCAAAAGCUGAGCCAGUAACUUGGACAUCAUUGGAUUAUACUGGUAAACCAAAGGCUCCUCAGAAGAUAAAUGUACCAGCUGAAUCAGCCCAGAGGCCAUCUUAUCCAUCAUCAAAAUCCAAAAAGGACUGGGAUAAGCUUGAAGCUGAAGUGAAAAAACAGGAGAAGGAUGAAAAACUUGAUGGCGAUGCUGCAUUGAACAAAUUUUUCCGUGAAAUUUACAGUGAUGCUGAUGAAGAUAUGCGUAGAGCAAUGAUGAAGUCUUUUGUGGAGUCUAAUGGAACCGUUCUCUCAACCAACUGGAAGGAUGUCGGGAAAAAGACGGUUGAAGGAAGCCCUCCUGAUGGAAUGGAGCUCAAGAAGUGGGAGUAUUAAUGAAUUCAGAUCAUCCAUGUUGUAAAUCCUGGUCGGGUCGUGAGUGUUAACUUGGCUGCAGACUUGCAAAUCAGUGUCGGUCGGAUUAUUGUGUGUUGCUCUUGAUUCUGUUUCCGUAUUUGUAAGCUGUUUGCGUGGCAGGUUAGCUUUUAAGUACUUAUCCUAGUUUUGCGAGCUACAGUUGGUAAUAGAGUAAGCCAUACCUGUGCAUCUGUGGUAUGGAAGUGCAAAACGUCCGUUGUAACUGGUGCCAAAACUAUCAUCUGUGAAACGGUGCUAUUUUUUGUCUGAA